AUGAAUGCCGACAAAUCCUUGGCCAUGGUAGGCCUUCCGAAGACGGACAGCGACCUGACCGCCAAGGGUGAAGACAGCAUCGUGCAGGCAUACAUCUCCACAAUGCGUAAGCUGGACUCGGACUGGCUCGACGCUGAGGCGAAUGAGUACUGGCGCCAGGCCGGCAGCAUCUGCUACACGGAGGCCGAGUUCCGCGCCAGCGAGCAGGGUCGUGCCACGGCCGACGACGGGCUGUACCUGCUGCAGCAGUUCGACAAGGAUACGCUGCCACCGGUGCCGUAUUCACUCGUUCAAACGGACGAGCAGGCCAGGACGGCUAGACCGCUACACGGCCUCAAGCUGCUGGACAUCUCGCGGGUCAUUGCGGCGCCGACGAUCGCCAAGCUGGCGGCCCUCUUUGGCGCCACGGUGAUACGUGUCUCGUGCGCCUCUCAGCCCGACAUGGGCCCGCUGUUGGUGGAUGGCAACCUCGGGAAGCGCGACGUGAGCCUGGACCUCAAGAGCGAUGACGGUCGCGAGACGCUUCGUCGACUGGUCGCUGACGCCGACAUCGUUCUCGAUGGCUACCGGCCAGGAGCACUGGAGCGGCUCGGCUUUGGCGUCGCGUAUCUGCACACGCUGGCACGACGGCGUGGUCGUGGCAUCGUGGUCGUGCGCGAGAACUGCUACGGCUGGCACGGUCCCUGGGCUCACCGGGCUGGCUGGCAGCAGAUCUCUGACUGCGUCACGGGCGUCGCCUGGGCCAUGGGCCGGUUUCUCGAUCUCGAUGAGCCCGUCGUGCCGCCGCUGCCCAACUCCGACUACCAGACCGGCCUCGCCGGCCUCAUCGGCAUCAUGGCUGCAGUCGACAGGCGUGCGACCGAGGGCGGCUCCUACACGGUCGACGUGUCUCUGAACCAGUACAAUCAGUUCCUGCUUCAGCUAGGGGCUCAUACUCCGGCAGUGCAGAGGCAUCUUCGAGCGCUGCAUCCUCAGUUCGGGCCGCGCCACUUUGACGACAUGACGCGACUGACAGGCAAGGUUCUGAGGAGCAUGUACGGGUCGGUGCCGCAGCUGUUCAAGCCGGAAUACUUUAGCCACAUAGUCAGCAAUCUCAGUGGCGACGACGGUACACCGGAGACACUGACGUAUGUAUUGUCCGCUGCCACCUACGAUGCAACUCGCCUUGGAUACGAUGUCGGAAGCUGCUUCCUUGGAGCGUAUGCGCCAGAGUGGCCUUGA
Molecule: messenger RNA, 1221 nt
Organism: Grosmannia clavigera kw1407
Lineage: Eukaryota; Fungi; Ascomycota; Sordariomycetes; Ophiostomatales; Ophiostomataceae
Product: caib baif family enzyme
Exons: 1
Coding region: 1-1221 (406 amino acids)
Molecular function (GO): catalytic activity
Source: RefSeq, a predicted model, not a curated record